AUAAACGAAAUAUUUUAACCGACAAAGUGUCUUCAACCAUGCCUUGUGAGAACUUCAGGUGGCAGUCAUUGUAUAUUGAGGCAUCGACCUCAUCAAGGUUAAGCGAUGAAGAAGAUACGAAGAGACUGCUCCGUCAGUUGAGCUCCAUCAACCGUCCUCUGGAAGUCACCUUCCAGCAAAUGGUGAAUCUAAUGGCACAAUGCCAACAGGAAUGCGGUGUUUGGGUAGAAGGAGUAGAAGCUCAAGACGAGACGGGACGAGAGUUCAAUGGCUGGAGAGAAAAGAGUAGCAGUGCAGCGGCUAAAGCGCGGCUGGACGCAGGAGGAGCACACGCAGGGCUCCUGGGCGGCAGUCCGCUCACACUCCUCCAGGGCAUCAUACCUGGUACAAAAUGGUGCGGUACUGGGGAUAUAGCCGCCGAUUACCAUGACUUGGGCGCUGACAGGCUACUGGACCGCUGCUGUAGAACCCAUGACCUUUGCCCAACUAAAGUCAGAGCAUUCUCCAAACGCUACAACCUUAUUAAUAAUUCUUUAUACAGCAAAUCGCAUUGCACAUGCGACGACAUGUUAUUCGACUGUUUGAAAGCCACUAAUACAUCCGCCUCACAUCUAAUGGGCCAUAUUUAUUUUAACCUAGUUCAAGUCCCGUGCUUAGAAGACAUUCCAAACGGAAGACGGUUUAGGAACGCAAAAGAAGGUUUUUGAUAAUAGCUCGAUCUAUCGACAAGUAGUGAAAUCUUUUAACAGCGCCAUCUACAUACUGUGCAUUCAUAUUUAACAUAUUAUUUACUAUCAGUGCUUGUUCACGUCUUCACGUUAACUCGCGGACGUAAGGGCCGGCCCACUAUCGAGAUACCAAAUAGGUGACGUAUUAUUAAUAUAAAGACGUAAGGAAUGCAGGUGCAAUGGAAUGUAAGUAGCCGGCUCGCUGGGUAAUGGCACAUGCAGUGAGCUCACGACUGUAUUUGUUUACGUUAAACUAGAUUAAGACCGCUGGAUUCAAGCGUGGCACCCGUGGAGUUAAUAAGUACCUACAAUACUAACUCUAUGGGAACGCCAUAUUAGAUUGAACUUGUUGUUAAAUGCCUAGAUUAGGCAAACAUCCUGGCCUUUUGAACUUUCCAAGAGUAAGUAACGCGAUCGUCGCCGCCGCCGCGUCCUCGUCGAUACGUGUGAAACAAGCACUUAAAAUUAUUAACUGAAGCGUUUGUUAAUCAAGACCAUGUACAACUUUACUUCACGUUGUUUGCCUGUUUUACACAAAUAAAAACUAAAUUUCACAUUCCAGUAGGCUUAGUUGUAAAUAAAAUCCUUCGAUUUGUCAUGUACGGAAACUGUGAUAUUCUGUGCCUUCAAGAAAAACAUUGGAUGUUUUGGUGGCUCUCCAAAACGCGAAAAAUAAUAAUAUGAAAUAGUUUAAGAUAAUAUUUAUUUUAUUAGAAAAAAUAAUAAUUUUAUGUUUGACACAAACUUUUAAGACGAAAGAAUUUUGUAUUAAUUUAAAACUAUUCGUCAGAUAUUGUACCAAAUAUAAUUUAUUAAUGU
Messenger RNA from Bombyx mandarina (wild silkworm), 1547 nucleotides. RefSeq lists its product as uncharacterized. Gene Ontology annotation, molecular function: A2-type glycerophospholipase activity. Lineage: Eukaryota; Metazoa; Arthropoda; Insecta; Lepidoptera; Bombycidae. Gene Ontology annotation, biological process: phospholipid metabolic process; arachidonate secretion. The record is from RefSeq and is a predicted model, not a curated record.